AUGGAAUAUGGUACUUGGCAAAUGUUCGCCGAUGGACGUGCUGCUCCCACUUUUGAACCAGCUCGAGUCGCAUUUCCUUGCGGCGUUGAACUAUGCCGUGAAUGCAAAGGCCAAACCUUCCAUGUGGCAGCGCUUCAAGGCUCUAGACCAGAGCCACAUUGGCCGGUUCGAAGGCAUCAUGUCGUGCGACGUGCAGCCUGUUGCCCGGCCUUGCACACCGGUCGUGCAAUCAUUCUUAGCUACUCCACCAUUGCUGGCGAUGUAUGGCGUUGCUCCGCCCGACUUGGCUCCUUUACAAACCCCACGGUAUGUCACGUAUCCGUCGUACCGCCCAACGCCUGCCACUCCAAUGUCCAUGGAUGCAGGCGCCGUGUCGUUUUUGCCUACGCCGCUGAUUUCUGCCUGGAGGCCUCCGUGCAAACGAAGACGUCUUGGCACCAUGUACUAGGCCCCUUUCCAUCUACAUAG
Molecule: messenger RNA, 468 nt
Organism: Clavispora lusitaniae ATCC 42720
Lineage: Eukaryota; Fungi; Ascomycota; Pichiomycetes; Serinales; Metschnikowiaceae
Source: RefSeq, a predicted model, not a curated record